Messenger RNA from Sesamum indicum (sesame), 1777 nucleotides. It is a transcript of the gene RHL2, whose product is annotated as Spo11/DNA topoisomerase VI, subunit A protein. Gene Ontology annotation, molecular function: DNA topoisomerase type II (double strand cut, ATP-hydrolyzing) activity; DNA binding; ATP binding. The record is from RefSeq and is a predicted model, not a curated record. NCBI's taxonomy places the organism in Eukaryota, Viridiplantae, Streptophyta, Magnoliopsida, Lamiales, Pedaliaceae. Gene Ontology annotation, biological process: meiotic DNA double-strand break formation; DNA topological change; meiotic DNA double-strand break processing. Gene Ontology annotation, cellular component: nuclear chromosome.
UGAAUAUAAAUUAGGAAUUCUAAUCAUCUAACUUGAGAGCCGGUAAGAUGUAUUCUAACAAUAUUUAUCGAAUUCUUUCCCUUGUUUUUGUUCAAAAAAAAAUCAGCAGGUAUCAAACGAUCGGCACUAACUUCUAUACAUACAAGGCUAAAGCCCUAGCACAUUUCCUCCCAAUCGCAAUUUUGCCCAACACAUUCCCGCCUCUCUUACUCUCCCCAAAUGGCCGACAAGAAGAAGCGCCGCCGAGCAGCCACCGACUCCGACUCCGAGUCCGACCCUCUCCAGUUCAAAUCUAAACUCAAACCCGACUCCACCAUCCUCCAAACACUCAAAGCCCUUAAAUCCUCCGCGGCCACCUCCUCCGCCGCAAAACCCGUAACCCUUUCCGACCUCAACCUCCCCACCGCCUGCCGCGAAGUUAGCGACCUACCGCUAACCUCCGUCCAAUCCUCCAUCGAAUCAGUUGUCCUUUCACUUGCACACUCCAUCCUCUCAGGCAACGGUUUUUCCUUCUCCGUCCCCUCACGCGCCGGCGCCAAUCAGCUCUACGUCCCUGAGCUCGACCGUAUCGUCUUGAAAGACAAAUCCUCCGCUCGACCCUUCGCCAAUGUCUCCUCCGUGCGAAAAGCCACCAUCACCACUCGGAUUCUCCAGCUGAUCCACCAGCUCUGCCUGAAAAACAUCCACGUCACUAAACGUGAUCUCUUUUACACUGAUGUCAAGCUUUUUCAAGAUCAAUCUCAUUCAGAUGCCAUAUUGGAUGAUGUCUCUUGCAUUCUCGGCUGCACGAGGUCGAGUCUCAAUGUCGUCGCAGCUGAAAAGGGUGUGGUUGUGGGUAGGCUCAUUUUUAGUGAUAAUGGUGAUAUGAUCGAUUGCACGAAAAUGGGGAUAGGAGGAAAGGCGAUACCUCCGAAUAUUGAUAGAGUUGGAGAUAUGCAGAGUGAUGCAUUGUUCAUACUAUUGGUGGAGAAGGAUGCUGCAUAUAUGAGGUUGGCUGAGGAUAGGUUUUACAACAGGUUUCCCUGUAUAAUUGUGACGGCAAAAGGUCAGCCGGAUGUGGCGACAAGGCUGUUCUUGAGGAAAAUGAAGAUGGAGUUGAAGCUCCCAGUGUUGGCAUUAGUGGACAGUGAUCCAUACGGGUUGAAGAUUUUGUCAGUAUAUGGUUGUGGGUCGAAGAAUAUGUCGUAUGAUAGUGCAAAUUUGACGACCCCUGAUAUAAAGUGGUUGGGAGUUAGGCCUAGUGAUCUGGAUAAGUACAAGAUCCCAGAGCAGUGUAGGUUGCCGAUGACAGAGCAGGAUAUCAAGACUGGAAAAGAUUUGUUGGAGGAGGAUUUCGUGAAGAAGAAUUCCGGAUGGGUCGAGGAGUUGAAUCUGAUGGUGAAGUCAAAGCAGAAAGCUGAAAUUCAGGCUUUGAGCUCAUUUGGAUUUCAGUAUCUCACUGAGGUGUAUUUGCCGCUGAAGCUGCAGCAGAAGGAUUGGCUCUGAAGGCAAACUGUAUCUCUGUUCCUCUUUUUUGAUGCUGGUCGAGAAGUACAAUUGGGAAUCAGUAUUGCAUCUAUAAGAUACAAAGAGCAUGAAUGGAUUUAGGAAUCAGUCUCUGGUCUGUGGUUCCUUCACACUGUUGAUGUUGAAUGUAAGUUGCUCUAAUAUGAACUAAUAUAGUUCAGUCCUUUUGAGUGUGAUUAUAAUGAAAAGUUGCUCUCACGACUAUUUCUUGACAAAUUCAGCAUAUAGUGCUAUGAAUUUGACUCAAUGGAUGCAUUUGAUAUUUCUUUUU